Messenger RNA from Lolium rigidum, 5405 nucleotides. RefSeq names its product serine/threonine-protein kinase TOR-like. Gene Ontology annotation, cellular component: TORC2 complex; TORC1 complex; nucleus. The coding region runs from base 120 to 5405 and encodes 1761 amino acids. Gene Ontology annotation, molecular function: protein serine/threonine kinase activity; protein binding. NCBI's taxonomy places the organism in Eukaryota, Viridiplantae, Streptophyta, Magnoliopsida, Poales, Poaceae. Gene Ontology annotation, biological process: TOR signaling; negative regulation of macroautophagy. The record is from RefSeq and is a predicted model, not a curated record. The transcript has 43 exons.
CGAUCCCCCGCGCCGCCCUACCCGCCUCUCCAGCCCUCCUCUACCCCCCCGUUUCCGCCCACCCCACUCCUCUCUUCUCGGCUUCCCGCCGCGGCGGCGGCUCUGGAGGCGCCGUCGACAUGAAGCCCUCGCCGCACUUCCCGGAGAUCGGGAAGAAGUCCAAAGAUUUGGUCGCCAAGGACCACAGUUUCAACAUCGCGGCCUACAUCUCGUCUGGAGCGGAUGUUAUUGCUGAUGCCCUGCGGAAGCAUGUUGAGGAGGAAGCUCGAGAUCUCAGCGGCGAAGCUUUCCUAAGGUUUAUGGAUCAGCUCUAUGACCAGAUAUACGCUUUAUUGCAAAGUACCGACGUUUCUGAGAAUUUGCUGGCUCUUCGUGCUGUCGAUGCGUUGAUUGAUAUGCCCUUCGGGGAAGGUGCCUCAAAGGUCUCUAAGUUCGCCAGUUUCUUGAGAAAUGUGUUUGAAGUAAAGCGUGACCCUGAAAUCCUAGUUCCAGCGAGCACAGUGCUUGGUCAUUUAGCGAAAGCUGGGGGAGCAAUGACUGCAGAUGAAGUUGAGCGACAGAUUAAAACUGCUUUAGGGUGGCUUGGUGGGGAUCGAGUGGAGUACCGUCGCUUUGCAGCUGUUCUUAUUCUCAAAGAGAUGGCUGAGAAUGCUUCUACAACCUUUAAUGUUCAUGUUCCUGAAUUUGUUGAUGCUAUAUGGGUAGCACUGAGAGACCCCAAGCAAGCUGUACGCGAACGAGCAGUAGAAGCCUUGCGUGCUUGUCUUCAUGUUAUUGAGAAGCGGGAGACGCGGUGGCGCGUACAGUGGUAUUACCGCAUGUGUGAAGCAGCGCAAGUUGGACUUGGCAAAAAUGCUUCUGUUCAUAGCAUUCAUGGCUCGUUAUUGGCUGUUGGAGAAUUGUUGAGGAAUACUGGGGAAUUUAUGAUGUCUAGGUACAGAGAAGUGGCUGAUAUAGUCCUCACGUACUUAAAACACCGGGAUCAGCUUGUUCGUCGUAGUAUAACAUCUCUUCUUCCUCGAAUUGCGCACUUCCUGCGAGACAGAUUUGUGACCAACUACCUAAAGAUAUGCAUGGAGCAUAUCCUGUUCGUUCUAAAAACCCCAGAUGAGCGUGCUAGUGGGUUUGUUGCUCUUGGAGAGAUGGCUGGUGCUUUGGGUGCAGAACUUGUGCCCAGUUUGCCCUCAAUUACCCCACUUUUGCAUGAAGCGAUUGCUCCUCGCAAAGGACGGCCAUCUCUUGAAGCUAUUACUUGUGUUGGAAGCUUUGCAAAAGCUAUGGGUGUUGCAAUGGAACGGCAUAUUCGUGGUGGAUUGCUAGAUGCAAUGUUUUCUGCCGGCCUUUCUGAUAAACUUGUAGAUGCACUUGAGUCUAUAAGUACUAGCAUCCCGUCUCUACUGCCAACAAUACAGGAGCGCUUGUUGGAUUGUAUAUCUCAAGCACUUCCAAAGUCAUCCACGAGGCCUGGUGCUACUGUUAAUCGGGCAACCAGAUCCAGCAGUAUGCAGCAGUUUGUGGAUUCUAGUGGUCCAGUCCUUGUCCAACUUGCUCUGCGUACUCUAGCAAACUUCAACUUUAAGGGUCAUGAGCUCCUGGAAUUGGCAAGAGAGAGUGUCAUCCUUUAUCUGGAAGACGAGGAUAGCAGUACCCGAAAAGCUGCUGCGAUAUGCUGUUGCAGAUUAGUCGCACACUCUCUUUCUGCUUCAUCUACUACACAGUUCAGUUCAAAUCGGUCAAAUCGUAUGGGAGGAGCUAAGCGCCGUCGCCUUGUAGAAGAGAUAGUGGAGAAACUUCUUAUUGCUGCCGUUGCUGAUGCUGAUGUUGGUGUUAGGAGUUCAGUCUUCAAGGCUCUGUAUCGAAAUCCAACUUUUGAUGACUUCUUGGCUCAAGCUGACAUCCUGACUUCGAUUUUUGUUGCCUUAAACGAUGAGGAGUAUGGUGUAAGAGAACUGGCAAUAUUAGUAGCAGGCAGAUUGUCUGAAAAAAAUCCUGCAUAUGUACUGCCUGCCCUUCGUCGCUAUCUUAUACAGUUGCUCACUUAUCUUGAUCAAAGUAUGGAUAGCAAAUGCAGAGAGGAAAGUGCUAGAUUAUUGGGCUGCUUAAUUAGGAGCUGUCCACGGCUAAUACUUCCUUAUAUUGCUCCAAUCCACAAGGCGCUGGUGGCUAGGCUUUGUGAAGGAACAGGACCAACGGCCAACAUUGUGCUUGCUGCAGGAGUACUUGCAACUGUUGGAGAACUGGCCAAAGUGGGUGGUUUUGCAAUGAGGCAAUAUCUUCCUGAGCUAAUGCCUCUGGUUGUGGAUUCUCUUUUGGAUGGAGGUGCUGUGAGUAAAAGGGAAGUUGCAGUAGCAACCCUUGGACAAGUUAUUCAAAGCACAGGCUAUGUUAUUGCUCCGUAUAACGAGUAUCCCCCAUUGCUUGGCUUAUUGUUGAAGUUGCUAAAUGGUGAAUUGGAAUGGUCGACUAGACUGGAAGUGCUGAAGGUUUUGGGGAUUAUGGGCGCAUUGGAUCCUCAUGCACAUAAGCGUAAUCAACAUAAUUUACCUGGUCAGCAUAGAGAGGUUCUGCGGCCAACAAUUGAGACUGCACAGCAUAUUGUUUCCAUGGAAGAAAUACCUACUGAUUUCUGGCCAUCUUUUUCGGCAUCUGAAGACUACUAUUCAACAGUUGCAAUUAGUUCUCUCAUGCGAAUUCUUCGAGAUCCUUCCCUUGCAAGUUACCAUCAGAUGGUUGUUGGCUCCCUUAUCUUUGUUUUUAAGUCAAUGGGCCUUGGCUGUGUUCCUUAUUUACCAAAGGUUCUUCCUGAGUUAUUCCGUGCUGUUCGUAUGUGCGAGGAUGGUGGUUUGAAAGAGUUCAUAACCUGGAAACUCGGGACAUUAGUAUCAAUUGUUCGGCAGCACAUUCGGAAGUAUUUACAGGACAUGCUCUCUCUCGUCUCCGAAUUAUGGACUUCCUCAUUCAGCUUGCCUGCACCAAAGCGGACCAUACAGGGUCCGCAGGGUUCUCCAGUUCUACAUCUUGUCGAGCAGCUAUGCUUAGCAUUGAAUGAUGAGUUCAGGGUGUAUUUACUCCAUAUUUUACCAAGUUGUAUUCAAGUCUUGGGUGAUGCUGAACGCUGCAAUGAUUAUUACUAUGUUCCUGACAUAUUGCACACACUUGAAGUGUUUGGCGGAAAUUUGGAUGAGCACAUGCAUUUGGUUGCUCCAGUGCUUGUUCGUUUAUUUAAAGUGGAGCUAGUUGAUAUUAGACGGCAUGCCAUUGUCACUUUGACUAAGCUUAUACCAAAGGUGCAGGUUGGUACUCAUGUAUCAGCGUUAGUGCAUCAUCUGAAGCUCGUCUUGGAUGGAAACAACGAUGAUUUACGGAAAGAUGCUGCAGAGGCGCUCUGCUCGCUCGCACAUGCUCUCGGAGAGGAAUUUACAAUUUUCAUACCAUCGAUUCGUAAACUUCUUGUGAAGCACCAUUUGCGGUACAGAAAAUGGGAUGAGAUUGAAAAUCGACUACUCAGGAGAGCGCCGCUCAUCUCCGAUAACUUGUCAGUACAAAAGUAUACACAGUGUCCACCUGAUGUCAUUAGUGACCCUCUUGAGGACUUUGACGGUGUUCCUUCGGAGGAAUCUGAUGAAACACAGCGGCAACCAAGAAGUCAUCAAGUCAACGAUGUUCGCUUGAGAAGUGCUGGCGAGGCUUCCCAGAGAAGUACUAGAGAAGAUUGGGCUGAAUGGAUGAGGCACUUCAGUAUUGCGCUUCUUAAAGAGUCACCAUCUCCAGCUCUACGCACCUGCGCAAGACUAGCACAGCUCCAGCCUUCUGUUGGACGCGAGUUGUUUGCUGCGGGUUUUGCAAGUUGCUGGGCCCAAAUGACUGAAUCAUCACAAGAGCAACUAGUGAGAAGUCUCAAGACAGCAUUCUCAUCUCAAAAUAUACCUCCAGAAAUUCUUGCAACGCUGCUGAACUUGGCUGAGUUUAUGGAACACGACGAGAAGCCUCUUCCGAUUGAUACUAGGCUACUUGGUGCUCUUGCUGAGAAGUGUCGAGCAUAUGCAAAAGCCCUCCAUUAUAAAGAAAUGGAAUUUGAAGCUGUAUGUUCCAAGAAGAUGGGUGCAAAUCCUGUUACGGUGGUUGAAUCCCUUAUUCAUAUUAACAAUCAACUACACCAGCAUGAGGCAGCUAUUGGAAUAUUGACUUACUCGCAAGAGCAUCUAGAAGUUCAGUUGAAGGAAUCCUGGUAUGAGAAAUUGCACCGAUGGGAUGAGGCUCUAAGGGCAUAUACCAUGAAGUCAUCUCAAGCGUCUGGCCCAUUGCAAAACUUAGAUGCUACAUUGGGGCGGAUGAGGUGCCUAGCAUCCUUGGCUCGUUGGGAAGAUUUAAGCACAUUAUGCAGGGAGCAAUGGACCGGUUCAGAACCAUCUGCUCGUCUGGAAAUGGCUCCAAUGGCUGCAAAUGCUGCCUGGCAUAUGGGUGAGUGGGACCAGAUGUCUGAAUAUGUUUCUCGUCUGGAUGAUGGGGACGAAAACAAGCUCCGCUUGUUGGGUAAUACAACCGCUAGUGGUGAUGGAAGCAGUAAUGGUGCUUUCUUUAGGGCUGUUCUUUCAGUUCGUUGCAAAAAGUAUGAAGAAGCCCGUGUAUAUGUUGAGAGAGCUCGGCGUUGUUUGGCAACUGAACUUGCUGCAUUGGUACUUGAGAGUUAUGAGCGUGCUUAUAAUAACAUGGUGCGGGUUCAGCAGCUUUCAGAACUGGAAGAGGUGAUUGAUUACUGUACUCUUCCUAUGGAAAGUCCAAUUGCUGAUGGGCGAAGGGAACUUAUCCGUAAUAUGUGGAACGAGCGCAUUAAAGGAACAAAACGGAAUGUCGAGGUGUGGCAAGCCCUACUUGCUGUUAGAGAGUUGGUUCUUCCUCCUAAUGAAGACAGAGAUACCUGGAUAAAAUUUGCGAAACUUUGCUGGAAGAGUGGACGUAUUAGUCAGGCUAAAUCUACUUUAAUCAAACUCUUACAGUUUGAUCCGGAAUCUUCUCCUGAAUUGACACUGUAUCAUGGGCAUCCUCAAGUAGUCCUGGCUUACCUGAAGUACCAGUAUGCUGUUGGAGACGAGCUUAAACGAAAGGAUGCAUUUUCUAGGCUACAGGAUUUGUCUAUGCAGAUUGGUACUGCCACAAAUACUUACUCUGGAAUGUUAGUAAGUCAAGGUGCUGUAUCUAAUGCUGAAGUACCACUUAUUGCUCGUGUCUAUUUGACACUUGCUAGCUGGAAGAGAGCACUGUCUCCCGGGUUAGAUGAUGAUGCCAUUCAAGAAAUAUUGGUUUCAUACAAAAAUGCCACACUAAGUGCCAAGGAGUGGGGCAAGGCAUGGCACUCUUGGGCUUUGCACCUUUCACCAACACGUUCUCCCAACGGGUUCUGGUAA